Lucilia cuprina (Australian sheep blowfly) is the source of this 1109-nucleotide messenger RNA. RefSeq names its product seminal metalloprotease 1. Bases 25 to 831 code for a protein of 268 amino acids. NCBI's taxonomy places the organism in Eukaryota, Metazoa, Arthropoda, Insecta, Diptera, Calliphoridae. The record is from RefSeq and is a predicted model, not a curated record. The transcript is spliced from 2 exons. Gene Ontology annotation, biological process: proteolysis. Gene Ontology annotation, molecular function: metalloendopeptidase activity; zinc ion binding.
UAGUGGUUAGAGCAAGUAAUCAACAUGUUACAAUUACACUCAGUUUAUAUAAUUUUUGCAGUUUUAUUAUUGAUUUCAUUAUUUGAAAUCAAUGCUUUACCUUUAAUUAAAAACAAUAUCGAUCCAGAAAUUUCUUCAGGUCAAUUUGAGGGUGAUAUGCUAUUGACUCCCGAACAACUAAAUGAUUUGACAAAUUCUUUUCCAAAAAUACAAGGCAGAAAUGGUUUAGUGUCGCCUACAUAUAGAUGGCCCAAUAAUAUUGUUUAUUAUAAAAUUGUGGGCAAUUUUGAUGCGGCUCAUCGUCAAGCUAUAUUAGAAGGUAUAGCCACCAUAGAGGCACGCACUUGUAUACGUUUCCAUGAGGCCGAUGAUUCUCAACCACACUAUGUAGCUAUUACUUCUGAUUCCGGAGGCUGCUAUACAGCUGUUGGUUAUCUAGCAAAAGUCCAACAAAUGAACUUAGAAGUUUAUCCACUAAAUGAAGGAUGUUUCCGCACCGGCACUAUACUCCAUGAAUUCAUGCAUGCUCUCGGUUUCUAUCAUCAACAAAGUGAUCCCCAGCGGGAUGAUUAUAUAGAAAUUCUCUAUGAAAAUGUCAUACCCGGCAAAGAGUUUAAUUUUGAAAAAUAUCAAAGUACUUUUGUAACAGAUUUUGAUAUGGGCUAUGACUACGAAAGUUGUCUACAUUAUAGUUCUACAGCAUUUUCUGUAAAUGGCAAAGCAACCAUAAGAACUUUGGAUUCUAAAGCCGAGAUAGGUCAGAGAAUUGGUUUGAGUGAUAAAGAUAUUUCUAAGAUCAAUAUCAUGUAUAAGUGUCCCAUAUUGAUUUAAUAGAUUAAGAUUUGUUUUUACUGUAAACAUUAUUAGUAUGCCGGCAUAACUGAUAAAUAAGCGAUGACACAUUCUUGUGGAUAUUAUAUGAAUAUACUAUUUAGUUGUUAUUAUGACGCCUCAUUUUAUCACGGCCCUACAAAUUACAAGUGUCUUGAUUAUUUUUUAAGUAUUUACAUUUAGUUCUAAACGCCAAUUUAUUUAAUUGUGAUAUGUCGUUAAAAUGUAUUUUGCUUUGAAGUAAAUUUUUUUUUAAUAAAAUAUAGUAAUUUAUUUUA